CUCAAAAUCACUGAAAAAUAGACAAGAAUCUCUCAGUGAUUCAAGCCGUAGUGCUGUAAAGAAACAAUUUGGCUGCUCUGUGUGUACAAAAUAUUUUGCAUUAAGUCACACUUUAAAAAAACACAUGAGAAUCCACACAGGAGAGAAACCAUACAGAUGCUCAGUCUGUAAGAAAGCUUUUUCACAGAGUGGAGGUUUAAAGGAACACAUGAGAAUCCACACAGGAGAGAAACCAUACAGAUGCUCAGUCUGUAAGAAAGCUUGUUCACAGAGUGGAGGUUUAAAGGAACACAUGAGAAUCCACACAGGAGAGAAACCCUUUAGCUGCUCAUUUUGUACCAAAUCUUUUGCAGUUAGUGACAGUUUUAAAAAACACAUGAGAAUCCACACAGGAGAGAAACCAUACAGAUGCUCAGUCUGUAAGAAAGCUUUUUCACAGAGUGGACAUUUAAAAAAACACAUGAGAAUCCACACAGGAGAGAAACCAUACAGAUGCUCAGUCUGUAAGAUAGCUUUUGCACAGAAUAUACAUUUAAAGGAACACAUGACAAUCCACACAGGAGAGAAACCCUUUAGCUGCUCGGUUUGUACCAAAGCUUUUUCACAGAGUGGAAAUUUAAAGAUACACAUGAGAAUCCACACAGGAGAGAAACCAUACAGAUGCUCAGUCUGUAAGGAAGCUUUUUCACAGAGUAGAGGUUUGAAGACACACAUGAGAGUCCACACAGGAGAGUAAAUAUACAGCUGCAAUGUUUGUGACAAAAGAUUUAAAUGACAUGGUUAUUUCAAAAGACACAAGUGUGUUGGUCAUCAGUCCUCACAACUUAAUGAAAUUCAAACUGAGGAUAACAGAGAGGCAUAGCCUCCAAUCAGCUGAACACAUGGAAACAGAAGCUGAUGGAGAGGACAAUGAAUAAGUCUUAAAGGGCCCAUGUCAUGGCC
Trematomus bernacchii (emerald rockcod) is the source of this 942-nucleotide messenger RNA. RefSeq names its product zinc finger protein 583-like. The record is from RefSeq and is a predicted model, not a curated record. Gene Ontology annotation, molecular function: RNA polymerase II cis-regulatory region sequence-specific DNA binding; DNA-binding transcription factor activity, RNA polymerase II-specific. Gene Ontology annotation, biological process: central nervous system development; regulation of transcription by RNA polymerase II. Gene Ontology annotation, cellular component: nucleus. NCBI's taxonomy places the organism in Eukaryota, Metazoa, Chordata, Actinopteri, Perciformes, Nototheniidae. The coding region runs from base 125 to 736 and encodes 203 amino acids. The transcript has a single exon.